Molecule: messenger RNA, 1244 nt
Organism: Drosophila suzukii
Lineage: Eukaryota; Metazoa; Arthropoda; Insecta; Diptera; Drosophilidae
Product: peptidylglycine alpha-hydroxylating monooxygenase-like
Biological process (GO): peptide metabolic process
Cellular component (GO): extracellular region; membrane
Molecular function (GO): oxidoreductase activity, acting on paired donors, with incorporation or reduction of molecular oxygen, reduced ascorbate as one donor, and incorporation of one atom of oxygen; copper ion binding
Source: RefSeq, a predicted model, not a curated record
UCUCCCCGCUUCUACAAAGAAAAUGCCACGAACAUCCAAUAUCUCUAUUACCGUGGGAGUCUUCCUGCUGAUCAACCUGAUGAUAAGUGUAGACGGCCUUGUAAAAGAACACAAUCUGGAGUCGAACUUCGCAACAGGCUCAUUGGCAUCCUUUCCAAUCCUCAUGCCCAAGGUUUCCCCGCAAACCCCCGAUCUGUACUUGUGCACGCCCAUCAAAGUCGACCCCACUACCACCUACUAUAUAGUUGGCUUCAAUCCCAAUGCUACCAUGAACACGGCCCACCAUAUGCUGCUCUACGGAUGCGGAGAGCCCGGAAACACGAAGACCACUUGGAACUGUGGUGAUAUGAACAUAGCUUCCCAGGAGCAGUCGGCCAUUCCUUGCGGAUUCCGCUCUCAUUCUCAGAUCAUAUAUGCUUGGGCUAGAGACGCGCCAAAGCUGAAUUUGCCCGAAGGAGUGGGUUUCAAGGUGGGCAAGAACUCGCCCACCAAGUACUUGGUACUGCAAGUUCAUUAUGCCCACAUUGAUAAAUUCAAAGAUGGUUCGACCGAUGAUUCAGGUGUGUUCUUGGAUUACACAGAAGAGCCUAAAAAGUUGGCUGGCACUUUAUUGCUGGGCUCAGACGGAAAGAUUCCGGCCAUGAAAACGGAGCACCUGGAAAACGCUUGCGAGGUGAAUGAGAACAAGGUGCUGCAUCCUUUCGCCUACCGCGUGCACACCCAUGGACUGGGAAAGGUGGUGUCUGGCUACAGGGUCAGGACCAAUAGCAAUGGGAAACAGGAGUGGCUGCAACUUGGCAAGAGGGAUCCCCUCACGCCCCAGAUGUUCUAUAACAUCAGCAACAGGGAUCCCAUUGUUCAGGGAGAUAAGAUUGCCGUGAGGUGUACUCUGAAAAGUACCCGCCAUAGAAUAACCAAAGUCGGCCCCACGAACGAAGAUGAAAUGUGCAAUUUCUACCUCAUGUACUACGUGGAUCAGGACGAAACUCUGAACAUGAAUUUCUGCUUCAGCAAGGGCGCUCCCAACUAUUACUGGUCCAAUCCCGACACUGGCCUACACAACAUUCCACAUAUCGAGGCGAGCACUUUGUAACUUUGUACUUUAUUAUCUCGAUUAUCUUAUCGUGUACAACUAUUGAUGAUGGUUUAGCGUCAUUCUGUAUCCUAUUCUGUUGGCCACCAAUAAUUUAUGUAAAAUAUUUGUGCGUGUAAAUAAACAUAUGUAGAUAAUUCGCGAGAACCGA